ACCCAGUUUAGCCGGCAGAAAUGGGAGCAGUGUGUAAGGGUCCCCUAACUGCUGGUCCAACCAACCUCCCCCUGGCCCGCAGGUCGGAGAGGUUUUCCCGGAUUCUGUGUCCUGGGACGAGCAGUAAAGGAGAACGGGCAGCUGGCCAAGCCGGAACGGAACUCCUCCGGGCCGUUACCGGAACGGGUCGGGGGAAGGACCGGAACGGGUCCGGGCGCGUGUUUCCUGUUUUUGCCGGGGUAAUGGCAAAGAAACGGAGUGAUGGGGGUAUCAAAACAACCAGCAGCAAGGAGAGCUAUGCAGUGGGUCAGGUGGCUGACAGUCUGUCCCAUAAGGAGACGCCUAAGGCCAAAACAACACCGCUGAUGACUCUCUUCUCCACGCCCUCAAUUCCCUCUAGCCAGUUGUUAUUUAGUCCUGUCCUGGAGCGUAAGGUCAGUGGUAAGAAACGGAAGAUUCCAGAAGAGCCAGCCAGCAGAAAUGAGGGCAAGCAGCAAAAGCUGGAGGAAGUGAAGCCAGUUCAACGAAAGAAGCUCACGGCAGCUGAACAGAAACUGGCUCAACGAGAGAGUGCCUUGAGUGCCGCCGAUAAGGAAGGCGAAGGGGUGCGCCGUGUGAAGCAGAGAAAGAAGUUGACCGAAGAUGGGCCGCCGGCAGCAGUGGAACAAGCAACAGGGAAAGAUGCCAAACGUUUCAGAAAGUGCAGGACCAACCUUGGAAUGGAGAAGAUAAAGAACAAGAGGACUGUGUUUGUGGGGAACCUGCCCUCUGAGUACAGUAAACAGAUGAUCAUAGCGCUAUUUAAAGAGUUUGGGCCGAUAGAAUCUGUACGGAUCCGUUCUGUGGCACGUGAGGAACCCAGCAUCUCCAGGAAGUUGGCCACUAUCCAGAGGAAGGUUCACCCUAAGAGGAAUAACAUGAAUGCCUACGUUGUGUUUCGGCACUACAAUGAUGCAGUCAGAGCCCUAACAAGAAACGGAUACGAGUUAAAAAGUGGAUUUAAUAUUCGUGUGGACCUAGCAAUCAAGUCAGAUGAGUAUGACCAUCGGCGAUCCAUCUUUUUGGGCAACCUGUCAUAUGAUAUCCAAGAAAAUGAUGUUCAUGAUCACUUCUCUGGAUGUGGAGAUAUCAAGUGGGUGCGGAUAGUGAGAGACCAGGAAUCAGGAAUGGGAAAAGGAUUUGGAUAUGUGCUUUUUCAGAGCACGGAUGCCGUAACUCUGGCCCUUGAGCUCAAUAACUCGGAGCUACAAGGACGUAAAGUGCGAGUCAGCCGCUCAGUAAAAAAAGAACGAGUGUCUCAGGACCCAGCCAUGAGUCGUCACGUAGAGAAGGAAGCGGCAGCUAGGGACUUUGCCGGGUUGAUGGUGAAGAAGGCAGAGGGAAAGAAAACCAAGAGGAAAAUUCCAGGGAAGAAAAUCAAGCAGAGCCGGAGGAAGGCCAGCAAGUCGAAAAAGCAGUGAAAGGUUGCAGCCUGUCUGAGCUCAGAGGCCUUUGAGCUUCAUACUGUGGUAACAACGGCUGAGGUUCUCAGACCAGAGCUGGCACUGAAUUAAAGAACAAGGCAGCCACUCUUUACACAGGCUUCUUCUCUGCUGCCAACAGCAAGUGGUGAGAUGUGGACUUCUCAGUGCAGAUGCGUCUUCAGGAACUGAUCAGUGCACCUUUGUAUUACAAGGUGGCCAUGUUUGAUUUUAUUGCCCUGAAUCCAUGGUGCAGUCUGCUUGUUUCAAAUGCUUGAGACACUUCAAAUACACUGUGUGUUAACCAUUCCACCAUGCACUCCCUAGCCCCAUAUCUUGUUGAAUAAAACUGGCCAAGUUAAUCAGCCUCAAUCCA
Messenger RNA from Hypanus sabinus (Atlantic stingray), 1836 nucleotides. It is a transcript of the gene rbm34, whose product is annotated as RNA binding motif protein 34. Lineage: Eukaryota; Metazoa; Chordata; Chondrichthyes; Myliobatiformes; Dasyatidae. Gene Ontology annotation, molecular function: RNA binding. The record is from RefSeq and is a predicted model, not a curated record. The transcript has 11 exons. The coding region runs from base 21 to 1460 and encodes 479 amino acids.